CUGUUUGUGGCAGGCUUUUACUUCCAUACUCAAAUCAAGCAGUGUCUAUUCACCCCAAAAGAAUGGACCUUGGCAAGAGUUUGCAGUAUCAUUUUUCCAAGUUCCACCUUCAGGGGAAAAAAAACUCGGUGGCUACAUAUAGAUGCUGUUUCCUUAAGUGAAUCGCUAAUAAUGGGUCUGAUCUAAUCUAAUACCCAAGGCUUCCAUGAUAAUUAUACCCAAAAGAAACAGAGUGUAUUCUAAAGUCUCUAGAUUGAACAUUAUCAGGCAAAGUUUUUGCCACACAGUAGGCAUAGGCUUUUUAUUAAGAGUAAAAAAUUAAAAGCAUUUGGUAUAAAUCGAAAGCUAGCCAGGGAAAUGCUAGUGGCUCAUUCUUUUUUUGUUUUUGAGAGUCCAAGCUUUCUAACAGACCCUUUUCUGAUUUAAAAAAAAAAAAAAAAAUCUGAGCACAAAACCAUCUCAUCUGAAAUGAGAAACCGAGACUCAGAGAGGUUAAGAGACUUACCUAGUACUCAAUGUGGGACUAGAACCCAGGUCUUCGGAUCCUUUGGUGAUCAUCUAUAAUUACGUCCAUAGACUAACCUUGACAGAGGGACACGAGCAACAGGUGAGUUCCCCUCAACCUGUGGUAAACAGUGCCCAGCCAAUCUGAGGAGAGGGUCGCCAAUGAUUUCCCUUCCAAUGGGAGACAUUUCACUUCCAGUGCUGCCCAGCAUGACCCAGCUGAGACAUGAAACCGUCAGAUGACUCGGUGAAGAUAACUGGAAGGAAGCAGUUUAUUGCACUUUGUUACACGCCGGGUACUCUUGUACUCACACCGUCUCAUUUCAUUUAAUUCUCAUGAUUACCCUGAGCCACGUGUCCUUCUCCCCUUUGCACUGAUGAGGAAGCAGUUUCGAAGGGGGGGCACCACCUAACACAGUGUGCCUGGCACAUAGAGGGAGCCCGGGAAAAAGAGACGGUGAGUAACAUACCCAGGGGAACACAGCUACCGGAGGGGUCUGAACACAGCUCUGUCUACGUACUCAGCCUAAAGGGCCUCUCUUGUGAAUUUUCAGCCACCUUCUCCCCCAACAAAAGUUCACAGGCCAAGGAAAAGGAAGGAGGUUCCCCUGUGCAUGUAAAGCCCCAGGUUCUUUGCCAAAACCUUUGCUCCUGUCUUGAACACCUGUGCGUGGUAACCCUCUGAGCCAUUCGGGAGACAAACCGUGAGGUGGUUCUACAGGACGGUGAAUGAGGAAGGGGUGCCCAUCAUGGGUGCAGUGUGAGAAGCCUAGGAUCAGAGAGUCCUGCCGACCUACACCAAACCCUAACUUCAUCAUGUACUCGCCGUGUGACCUUCGUCAAGUUCUUCAACCUCUCUAAACUUGUUUACCUUUUUAUCAGUGAGAACAGUAAAACUUACCUCAUUGGGUUGCUGUUUGGGCAACACAGAGCCAGAACUCAAGAAAGGGUAGCCGUUGGGGUGUCACUGUGUGGCAGUCGCCUAUGUUACAGUACUGUCACCCAUGCUUUGGGGUGCACUGACCGCAGUGGGGUCCCUGAAAUAGUGAAAUAGAUAUUUACACAUCUGUAGUACAAAAGUCACAUGUGCUUAUUGGAGAAUAUUCAAACAAAUGUAUUAAAGAAAAUCCUCCGUAACGCCCUCCCUCCAGAUAACAGUUGACGAUUUGCAUGUUAUGAUGUUCCAGAUAUGUUACUAUGUGGGUAUUAAAAAACACACUCCAACUUUCUUAUUUUUUGUAUGAGACCGUGUAUCUGCAGUCUGGAUGGCUUGCUUGUUUGAUUUCCCACUUGAUAGAUAAUAUGUCACGGUCAUGGUUCUGUGUCAGGAUGCAGAGGUCUGUCUUUCGGCUUCGUGACUGUGGUUCACUACCCUGCGUACUUGCUGUUUCACACCAUGAUUUGAGCUCUCGUGUCUGCAGGGUUCUGCUGGCUGCUCCGUGACCCUGGCCGCGGGGCACCUGAAACAGCAGGUUUCUGCGAAGGUUGAGUUUCUCCCCUUCCUUCUGGUUAUCUGGUGCCCCCUGCCUCUUCAGUCCACUUGCUCUGUGUUUACCUGCAUGCAUGUGACCCAUCUAGAAAGUCUGUGGUCCUCAGGCCCUUUCAGAUUGGCUGUGACAAGACCAAGGGGAUGGUGGGCUCUUCGGGUCAAGAAGUUAAGUGACUUCUUUAGGGUCACCCUGGCAGCGCAGGACAGCUGAGCAUUCGGCCCCAAACCUGAAGUUGUUCUCGUCCCUUCUCCGCUUCCAGUCCUCUCUUCCCUGACACAUGAUUCCUCCCCCUGCCGGCCCUCCCACAUCCCACCUCUGCCCUUGACCUUCUGCUGUCUCUGCUCACUCCCGCUCUGUUGCCUUCUCAUGAUGCGUUUGAGUGAACGUACCUAGACUAUAAUGUUGUAGUUCAAUUAAUAGAAUGUCAGAAGUUAGUAAAACAGGUAAGGCUGUAUCCACAUCAUUGUUUCUGUACAUUGUUUAUUGGGAGCAGGUGGGGCUGGAAAAUGAAGAUAAGUGCUUUGCCAGUGUUUACCGCCAACAGUUUCUUGUAUUUGACUGUGAUAUUUUAAGCUUGAUUACCUCCCCCGGUUGAUAUGUUGCCUCUAAACUCAGCUGGCAUCUCUUGGCUUCAUCGUAACAUGGCUCGAAAUACACACUUCUGUGCGACAGAGCUCGGCUAAAAUAAGCACCGAAGGGCUAUUCGUUGCAGCAAAGUUGGGAAAAGGGAUGGGAUGUCAGCGCUUGGAGUUGCCGUUAACGGGACUGUUUUAUUUUCCGGAUGCCGUGUGAAUGCUAACGUGUUGUUUCUGCUCUGUUCCCUCAUGCCUUCCCGGAUUCAGAGAGAGAGAUUUUGCUUACGUAGCAAGAGACAAAGAUACGCGAAUUUUGAAAUGUCAUGUAUUUCGAUGUGACACACCAGCAAAAGCCAUCGCCACAAGUCUCCACGAAAUCUGUUCCAAGAUUAUGGCCGAACGGAAGAAUGCCAAAGCCCUGGCCUGCAGUUCCUUACAGGAAAGAACCAAUGUGAGUCUCGACGUUCCCUUGCAAGUAGAUUUUCCAACACCAAAGACUGAGCUGGUCCAGAAGUUCCACGUGCAGUACUUGGGCAUGUUACCCGUAGACAAACCUGUCGGAAUGGAUACCCUGAACAAUGCCAUAGAAAGUCUUAUGACCUCAUCUAACAAGGAGGAUUGGCCGUCAGUGAACAUGAAUGUGGCCGAUGCUACUGUGACUGUCAUCAGUGAAAAGAAUGAAGAGGAAAUCUUAGUGGAGUGCCGCGUGCGAUUCCUGUCCUUCAUGGGCGUCGGGAAGGAUGUUCAUACAUUUGCCUUCAUCAUGGACACCGGGAACCAGCGUUUCGAGUGCCACGUUUUCUGGUGCGAGCCUAAUGCGGGUAACGUGUCUGAGGCGGUACAGGCCGCCUGCAUGUUACGAUACCAGAAGUGCUUGGUAGCCAGGCCGCCUUCACAGAAAGUUCGACCACCUCCUCCGCCAGCAGACUCAGUGACCAGAAGAGUCACAACCAAUGUAAAACGAGGGGUCUUAUCCCUCAUUGACACUUUGAAACAGAAACGCCCUGUCACAGAAACGCCAUAGCUGCAUAUGCUACAGGAUUCUGUAAUAUUUACCUGAAGAUUGAAUAGCUACACUAAAGAAGAUGAACUGAUAUCUGGCCUUCCAUUCAGUUGCUGAUGCUUUGUCUUCAGAGAAUUUAUCCUUAACCAAACAGUGUUAGACAAGCAUGUUCUCUCGUCUUGCCACCAUCAUGUGAUAUGAAAAGAAGCAUGACUAAUUUUUUUUGCUAUCAGUAAGAUACAUCAUGAGCAGUGGAAGGUCUUUUUCUUAUUGUAAAUAUCGUGAACAUUAACUUCACACACACGGAGAAGAAUGUGGCCACACCCCUCCUAGUGAACUAACGCUGAGUCCUUGGAGUGAAUGACGCCUGAGUUAGUUUCACUGUCUUGACUGGAUCUGUCACAAGCAAUGUUUAAGUCCUGCAGCACUUGGCCCUGUUGCCAACAUUGGAGUAGCCACUGCGUACCAGAUACCAUUGAAUUGCUGUAAAACUAGGAUGAUGGGUUUUUGUUGCAGUCUUUCAUGAAAUUGAACCUUUGGGUUGACAGAAUUGGCUGUUGGCAUCAGUACAGAAACCAACCGGCAGCUUUCCUUGACAAGCCCUUUGACACAUGGACACCAUUUCAUGUCUGCAGCUGUUUUGUGGGAUGUUGGGGAAAAAGUGAAACUUGAAAAUUGAAAAACAAACCAAAUUUGAGAAAUUAAAAUUGAACAAAAAAGAGCCUUUCUUUCUAGACGGUUUUCAAACUGAUUAUUAAAAACAAGAAAGAUUUAAGAAAAGCCUAAUGCAUUUCGGGUAGGACAUGUUUCAAACUUCUGCCUUAUAUUGUACAAUGCAGCUAGAGAAUUAUAGUUCACUCUGGCCCUUCUCUACAUAAACAUUAAAAUGAAAUCUUCCUCGUACGCCUUUUAUCCUUAGUUUGUUAAUUAGCCAAUAUGCAAUUUGGAGUUGAGGAAAUGUCAUUUAUAUUUUGGAUCUCCACCACCACAUUAUUUUGUUAGUCCGCCUCCUAGUGAAACCCACUAGGAUUCUGUAUCUAGCUCAGUCUUACCCUAAUGCUUUUUGCCCAGAAGGCUGUCUGUCCAUCAUGUAUUGUCCAUGGCAACAAAUUACAUUAAAUCUGAACCUUU
Acinonyx jubatus (cheetah) is the source of this 4703-nucleotide messenger RNA. It is a transcript of the gene APBB2, whose product is annotated as amyloid beta precursor protein binding family B member 2. The record is from RefSeq and is a predicted model, not a curated record. Bases 2787 to 3593 code for a protein of 268 amino acids. Gene Ontology annotation, biological process: regulation of DNA-templated transcription. Gene Ontology annotation, molecular function: amyloid-beta binding; transcription factor binding. The transcript is spliced from 7 exons. Lineage: Eukaryota; Metazoa; Chordata; Mammalia; Carnivora; Felidae. Gene Ontology annotation, cellular component: cytoplasm; nucleus.